UAACAUCGUUAACGUCAAACAUUUCUCGGCUAAUUAGCUGUUAAGAGAUCCAAAUCUUAAAUUAUUAAAGCAAAUUGUACGUUGGGAUACCAUUUUUAGGGGAGAGAGUCGUAGUAGUAAAUAAAAUAAAAGUGUAUUUAUUUAUUAGUAUAUGAGAAGAAAUAUUCAUACAAAACAGCUUAUGCUCAUCUGUUCGGAUCAUCAGAUGUGAUUCUUCUUUACAUGUCCAUCAUAGGUUGAUUGCAUAAACCCCACAAGAAUCAUCACCAUGCCUUCGGAGUUAACUCAGGAAGAACGAUCAGCCCUCGCGCAAUCCAUCGCCGAGUUCCACACUUACCAACUCGGUCCAGGAAGCUGCUCCUCACUCCACGCGCAGCGAAUCCACGCGCCGCCGGAGAUCGUCUGGUCAGUCGUCCGUCAGUUCGACAAACCGCAGACGUACAAACACUUCAUCAAAUCCUGCUCCGUCGAUGAAGGAUUCGAGAUGCGUGUUGGAUGCACGCGCGACGUGAUCGUGAUCAGUGGAUUGCCGGCGAACACGUCGACGGAGAGGCUCGAUAUACUAGACGACGAGAGGCGAGUGACGGGGUUUAGCAUCAUCGGAGGAGAGCACAGGCUGGUGAACUACAAGUCGGUGACGACCGUGCACAGGUUCGAGAAGGAGAGACGGGUGUGGACGGUGGUGCUCGAGUCGUACGUCGUGGAUAUGCCGGAAGGGAACUCGGAAGAGGACACAAGAAUGUUCGCUGAUACAGUCGUUAAACUGAAUCUGCAGAAAUUGGCGACUGUCACCGAAGCCAUGGCUCGUAACGCCGCCGGAGAGGGAGGCGGCUCUCAGGCGACUUAGAAAACAAAAUUAUAUAUGUGGAAAGAAUGAAAAAUGUUUUUUUUCUUAAUUACUUAUUUGGGAAAUGUUAUUUACUAUGCUUUUAUAUAAGAUUCGACUAUUUUGCUCGGUUUAAA
Molecule: messenger RNA, 963 nt
Organism: Raphanus sativus (radish)
Lineage: Eukaryota; Viridiplantae; Streptophyta; Magnoliopsida; Brassicales; Brassicaceae
Product: abscisic acid receptor PYR1
Exons: 2
Coding region: 269-847 (192 amino acids)
Biological process (GO): abscisic acid-activated signaling pathway
Cellular component (GO): nucleus; cytoplasm
Molecular function (GO): signaling receptor activity; abscisic acid binding; protein phosphatase inhibitor activity
Source: RefSeq, a predicted model, not a curated record